AAAAAUAUAAUCUCAUGUAUCUUCCCAAAACCUCAACCCCUGUGUGUGUUUGAUACAAAGACUUUGUCUUUCUCAAACAUCUCUCAUAUUUCACGAAGACAAUCUAAACCAUGACAUUUACAGGAGUGCUGUCCCUGGCCACCUCACCCUUAUUCCAUUCAGAGUCCCCACUCUCAUCUUCUUCUUCAAAUAAGGUAUGCAAAAGCACUUGUCUUUCUUGCUCUCUAACUCAACUACCUUCUAGUACUUCUAGUUCUGAGCAGCCUAAUGAUAGUAAUACUAGUCAAAUUAACAACAACAAGAAAUUUAGCUAUAGCAGAGCUUCACCCUCAGUCAGAUGGCCUCAUUUGAAGCUCUCAGAAACUUACCCUUCACCUCCUCAGACCCAAUUCACCCCUCUUGUGGAGGAUGCCGGGUUUUCGACCCAGCUCUCUGAUUCUGAGUCUGAGUCUGAGGGCAAAGAGGAAGAUAAUGGGGAUGUGGGUUUUGCAGCAGCAUCAUCUUUGGAUAAGAAUGAUGAAACCCAGUUAGUGUUGGGGAGGCCCAGCAAGACCAAGGCAAAGAAAAUGACCAAAUUGGCUCUUAAGAGAGCCAAGGAUUGGAGGGAGAGAGUCAAGUUCUUUACUGAUAGGAUUUUGGGGUUGAAAUCUGAUGAGUUUGUUGCUGAUGUGCUGGAUGAUAGGAAAGUACAGAUGACCCCCACUGAUUUUUGCUUUGUGGUGAAAUGGGUGGGGCAGAAGAGCUGGCAGCGGGCGUUGGAGGUGUACGAGUGGCUGAAUUUGCGCCACUGGUAUGCCCCGAAUGCACGAAUGCUUGCAACUAUCUUGGCUGUUCUUGGAAAGGCUAAUCAGGAAGCUUUGGCUGUGGAGAUAUACACCAGGGCUGAGCCUGAAAUUGGUAAUACAGUCCAAGUGUACAAUGCAAUGAUGGGUGUGUAUGCACGAAGUGGUCGGUUUAAGAGGGUGCAAGAACUGCUCAACUUAAUGCGUGAGCGGGGGUGUGAGCCAGACCUUGUGAGUCUCAACACUUUGAUUAAUGCUCGUCUUAGGUCAGGUGCCAUGGUACCAAAUUUGGCUAUUGAACUUUUGAAUGAGGUGAGGAGGUCGGGUCUUAGGCCAGAUAUAAUCACUUACAAUACUCUUAUAAGCGGCUGUGCUCGUGAAUCCAAUUUGGAGGAGGCGGUGAAGGUAUAUGCUGACAUGGAAGCACAUAACUGUCAACCUGAUCUUUGGACUUAUAAUGCCAUGAUUUCGGUAUAUGGCAGAUGUGGGCAGUCGAGCAAAGCUGAGCAGCUCUUUAAGGAAUUGGAGUCAAAAGGGUUUUUCCCAGAUGCAGUGACAUAUAAUUCUUUGUUGUAUGCUUUUGCAAGAGAACUUAAUAUAGAAAAAGUCAGGGAUAUUGGUGAAGAGAUGGUGAAAAUGGGGUUUGCUAAAGAUGAGAUGACAUACAAUACUAUUAUCCACAUGUAUGGCAAGCAGGGCAAGCAUGAUCAAGCACAGCAGAUUUACCGGGACAUGAAAAUGUUGGGUCGAAUUCCUGAUGCUGUUACGUACACUGUUUUGAUAGAUUCCCUUGGGAAAGAAAAUAAGAUUACAGAGGCCGCAAAUGUGAUGUCAGAAAUGUUGGACAGUGGAGUAAAACCCACUCUUCGGACUUAUAGUGCUUUAAUGUGUGGAUAUGCGAAGGCUGGCAAACAGGUGGAGGCUCAAGAAACAUUUGAUUGCAUGAUUAAGUCUGGGAUUAGACCAGAUCAUCUAGCAUACUCAGUUAUGCUUGAUAUCUUUCUCAGGUCCAACGAGACAAAGAAGGCAAUGACAUUGUACCAGGAAAUGCUGCAUGAUGGUUUCAUGCCAGAUAAUGCCCUUUACGAGGUAAUGUUGCGGGUGCUUGGAACUGAAAACAAAUUGGAAACUAUUGAAAAAGUGAUUAGAGACAUGGAAAAGGUCGGUGGUAUGAAUGCACAGGUCAUCUCUUCAAUUCUUGUUAAGGGAGAAUGCUAUGAUCAUGCUGCUAAAAUGUUAAGAUUAGCCAUCACCAGUGGUUAUGAACUGGACCGGGAAAGUCUUUUUUCUAUUCUCAGUUCAUAUAGUUCUUGUGGUAGACACUCAGAGGCAUGUGAGUUGCUUGCAUUUUUGAAAGAACAUGCUCCCGGUUCCAACCAACUGAUAACUGAGGCAAUGGUUGUCAUACAAUGCAAGGCUGGUGAAUUUAAUGCUGCCUUGGCAGAAUAUAGUAAUUCCAAGGGUUUCCAUUCUUUUAGCAGAAGUUGUACUAUGUAUGAAAUCUUGAUUCAAGGCUGUGAGAAGAAUGAACUCUUUGGUGAAGCUUCACAGGUUUAUUCUGACAUGAGAUUCUACGGUAUUGAACCAUCAGAGCAUCUUUACCAAAUUAUGGUGCUGAUAUAUUGUAAAAUGGGUUUCCCCGAGACAGCUCACCAUUUGAUUGAGCAGGCAGACAUGAAAGGCAUUCUUUUUGACAGUAUCUCCAUAUAUGUUGAUGUUAUUGAAGUAUAUGGGAAAUUGAAGCUAUGGCAGAAAGCUGAAAGUUUGGUGGGAAGUCUUAAACAAAGAUGUAAAACGGUGGAUAGGAAGGUCUGGAAUGCCUUGAUACAAGCUUAUGCUGCAAGUGGUUGCUAUGAGCGGGCUAGAGUGAUCUUUAACACAAUGACAAGAGAUGGUCCUUCCCCAACGGUAGAGUCUGUUAAUGGUCUUUUGCAGGCUUUAAUUGUUGAUGGGAGGUUGGACGAACUUUAUGUUCUUAUCCAGGAGUUGCAAGAUAUGGGUUUUAAAAUAAGCAAGAGUUCAAUUCUGUUGAUGCUUGAAGCAUAUGCUCGAGCUGGUAACAUAUUUGAGGUGAAGAAAAUAUAUCAUGGAAUGAAGGCUGCCGGUUAUUUUCCUAAAAUGGAUAGUUUCAGAAUUAUGAUCAAGUUAUUGUGCAGGGGGAAACGAGUAAGGGAUGUUGAAGCAAUGGUUUCUGAGAUGGAAGAGGCGGGUUUCAAGCCUGAUCUUUCAAUAUGGAAUUCCUUGCUUAAAUUAUAUGCAGGAAUUGAGGAUUUCAAAAAGACAGUUAAUGUAUACCAGCGGAUUAAAGAAGCUGAACUUCAACCAGAUGAAGAUACUUACAAUACAUUAAUUAUAUUGUACUGCAGAGAUCGUAGACCAGAAGAAGGUUUGACUCUGAUGCAUGAAAUGAGAAGGCAGGGCCUGGAACCGAAGCUGAACACUUACAAAAGCUUAAUUUCAGCAUUUGGUAAGCAGAAGUUGUUGGAUCAAGCUGAGGAACUUUUUGAAGAGUUAAGGUCUAAUGGAUGUAAAUUGGAUCGGUCAUUUUAUCAUACGAUGAUGAAACUAUAUAGAAAUUCUGGAAACCAUGCCAAAGCUGAAAUGCUGCUGUCUGUGAUGAAGGAGGCUGGAAUAGAACCCAACUUUGCCACAAUGCACUUGCUUAUGGUUUCUUAUGGCAGCUCUGGACAGCCUCAGGAAGCAGAAAAAGUGCUCGACAAUUUGAAAGUAACUGGUUUAGAUCUGGAUACAUUACCCUAUAGUUCAGUUAUUGAUGCUUAUCUAAGGAAUGGAGAUUAUAACACUGGAAUUCAAAAGCUCAAUGAGAUGAAGAAAGGUGGUCUGGAGCCAGAUCAUAGAAUAUGGACAUGCUUCAUAAGGGCUGCAAGUUUGUCCCAGCAGACAAGUGAAGCCUUUGUUCUUCUAAAUGCACUACGUGAUGCUGGAUUUGAUCUCCCAAUUAGGCUUUUGAAGGAAAAAUCUGAGUCACUCAUUCCAGAUGUAGACCACUGUCUAGAGAACCUAGAACCCUUAGAAGACAAUGCAGCCUUCAAUUUUGUCAAUGCUCUGGAGGACCUCUUGUGGGCAUAUGAACUCCGGGCUACUGCUUCAUGGGUUUUCCAACUGGCAGUAAAGAGAGGCAUCUAUAACCAUGAUGUGUUCAGAGUCGCUGACAAGGACUGGGGUGCUGAUUUUAGGAAGUUGUCAGCUGGUUCUGCUCUUGUUGGUCUUACUUUAUGGCUUGAUCAGAUGCAGGAUGCAUCCUUGGAGGGUUAUCCAGAGUCUCCCAAGUCAGUCGUUCUGAUAACAGGGACAUCUGAGUACAACAUGGUUUCACUUAAUAGUACAUUAAAGGCAUGCCUUUGGGAAAUUGGUUCACCUUUUCUGCCGUGUAAAACACGAAGUGGUCUACUUGUAGCAAAAGCACACUCCCUCAGAAUGUGGUUAAAGGACUCCCCGUUUUGUUUGGACCUUGAGUUGAAAGAUGCCCCAGCACUCCCUGAAUCAAACUCAAUGCAGCUCAUUGAUGGAUGCUUCUUAAGACGUGGUCUUGUUCCUGCAUUUAAAGAAAUAAAUGAGAAGCUUGGAUUAGUGAGGCCCAAGAAAUUUGCAAGACUGGCUUUGCUAUCUGAUGAAAAAAGAGAAAGGGUUAUUCAAGCUGAUAUUGAGGGGAGGAAAGAGAAGUUAGAAAAAAUGAGAAAGAGGGGAAUUGUUGACCCGAGUAGGGUGAGCAGGAUUAGGAAGCUUAGAAAGAGGACAUAUAUAAGACCGUCCAUGUUAUCAAACACCAAACAAAUUGCAUCAAAAAGAAGAGCUUUGGAUUAGAAGGAAAGUAGCAGAUGAAUAUAUGGAAAGGCUGCUUUUAUUUUUGGGGUUUAUUCCAAAAAUAAUACUCUUAGUACCAUGAAUCAGGAAAAAAAGGGUACCUGAAAGAAAGAUUCCCCCAAACUUGGCCAUAAAAUACAUGUAGAAACUUGUUAUAGUAUUGGUAAUUGGCAGUUGAUAUUUAAGUACUCAGAGGUUUGUCGAGUCUGGAGUUGAGUAAAGCUACGGCAAACUGCAUUUUAUCACUGAUCUGGCAUUCUUCUGCUAAAAAUUUACCUGAUGCAGAGAAGUCCAACAUCGUGGUUGAAGUUCAAAAGUUGGUGAGGUGAGUUGCCCUUAAGAGUAUCAAGCGCCAAAAUGAAGAGAAAAGUGAAGAAGGGUGGGUUGGAGAAAUUAGAUGUGAGAAAUCCAACCAGAGUUUCCUUGAAUAACCCGGUUGCUCAUGCAAAAAUAUUGUGAUACCUAAGAAACAUCAUAACUUGAUUACCUUAUUUUCUGGAGGUUACGGUGGAUGGUGCCCGGAAGCUCUGUUAAACGUCUUUUAGAAGAAGAGGUGCUCGAUUGGAACAUGACAAUCAGAGUGGGGUUUCCUUUGAUAACAAAGUUGUUCUCUUAUUGUUUUGAUAUCCUUUUACUUUGUAAUAUAACUGAUAUAGAUCUAAAUGUAUACUUGAAGUAAUUUUCCAUAUGGUAAAUUGACCAAAUUCUUGCAGGGUUGCCAUAUACCUGCGAUUUUCUGCUACUU
Rosa rugosa (rugosa rose) is the source of this 5352-nucleotide messenger RNA. Its product is annotated as pentatricopeptide repeat-containing protein At3g18110, chloroplastic. Lineage: Eukaryota; Viridiplantae; Streptophyta; Magnoliopsida; Rosales; Rosaceae. Bases 111 to 4607 code for a protein of 1498 amino acids. The record is from RefSeq and is a predicted model, not a curated record. The transcript has 7 exons. Gene Ontology annotation, molecular function: protein binding.